Molecule: messenger RNA, 816 nt
Organism: Chrysochloris asiatica (Cape golden mole)
Lineage: Eukaryota; Metazoa; Chordata; Mammalia; Afrosoricida; Chrysochloridae
Gene: ELOVL3
Product: ELOVL fatty acid elongase 3
Exons: 4
Coding region: 1-816 (271 amino acids)
Biological process (GO): fatty acid elongation, saturated fatty acid; fatty acid elongation, monounsaturated fatty acid; fatty acid elongation, polyunsaturated fatty acid
Cellular component (GO): endoplasmic reticulum membrane
Molecular function (GO): fatty acid elongase activity
Source: RefSeq, a predicted model, not a curated record
AUGGCCACAGUCAUGAAUGUCACCCGCGAAAUCAACCAUCUGUUCCAGCCCUACGAAUUUGAGGAGGUCGAGGUCUUAAGGGUCUUUCUGGAGGAAUACUGGACAACCUCAUUCUCCAUAUCUGUCAUCUACUUGCUGCUUGUCUUUGUGGGACAGAACUACAUGAAGGCACGGAAGGGCUUCAACCUGCAGAAGCCUCUUAUCAUGUGGUCUUUCACCCUGGCCAUCUUCAGUAUCCUGGGAACAGUGAGAACAUGGAGCUUUAUGGGGACUGUGCUAUACAGGGCGGGUCCAAAAUACUCUGUGUGCUAUACCUCCUUCAUCGAAAAUUCUGCAGUCAGAUUCUGGUCCAUCCUGUUUACUUUAAGCAAGAUCAUUGAACUCGGAGACACAGCUUUCAUUGUCCUGCGUAAGCGGCCUCUCAUCUUUGUGCACUGGUACCACCACAGCACAGUGCUAGUGUUCACAUUCUUUGGCUACAAUAAGAAGAUGGCUGCUGGUGGCUGGUUCAUGACCAUGAACUUCGGAGUGCAUGCCAUCAUGUACAGCUACUACACUCUAAGGGCUGCCAAAAUGAACCCUCCCAAGAUGCUUCCCAUGCUCAUCACUAGCCUACAGAUCGUGCAGAUGUUUUUUGGAGCAUUCGUCAGCAGCCUGACUUACAUCUGGAGACAUGAACACGGAUGUGACAAAACCACAAUGGAACAGUUCAUCUGGUCCUCCAUUUUGUAUUCAACCUACUUCAUCCUGUUUGCCCACUUCUUCUGCCAAGCCUAUCUCACACCCAAGGACAAAAGCAAGACAAAAAGCCAGUGA